GAUAAUAUCUCUACUUAAGAGGUUGUUUUGGCUCGUCAUUAUGAUCUCUUUUAUUCUUACGAUAUUAGUCUUACAGCCCGAUUCUGUGCACUUGAUAAAUUCACCAUCUUGCUUAUUUAUCAAAAUUUAUUAUUUAUCAAGUCUUUGGUAUUCUGUGUCAAAAACCAAAAGCUCUUUUCUAGAUAAAUUAUCAAGAUGUCAAAUGCUCUUGACAAAUUCAACAGCUGUUUGUGAAAAUAUUGUGAACACAUUUUAAUUGUAAUUUUGAUUGAAAUUAAAUAAAAUAAAAUGGAAGAAGACAUAUUAUUAUUGUUGCUGUUAGAAGAGGAGGAAAAUUUAGAAAAUAGAGAUCGCGCGCGUUAUUUCAGGAGUUUGAGGGAUUCUACUGAUCCAUUUGCCCUCAGUGAAAGUGAGUUCAUGAAAAAUUUCCGACUGCCGCGUGAUAUUUGCCGUAGUCUAAUAGAUGACUUACGGCCUCAUGAUCAACAAAAGACUUCAUUGCCUUUGACCAUUAGAGUCCUGGCAACUUUAAAUUUCUUUGGUCACGGUUCCUACCAAAAAUGUGUCGGUAAUAACUGCAACUUGCCAAUGAGUCAGUCGUCACUCUCGAGAAGUAUGCGGGCCGUGGCCAAACUUAUAGUAAAAGUUAAAGGAGAAGAAAUAAAAUUUCCUAGUUCCACUGAGGAAGAAAAUAUAGUCAGAACCGGGUAUGUACAUACAUGUGUAUUAAAACAAUUGGAUUCAUCUAAAUUCACUGAGUUCAAUUUCAGAUUUUUCACAAAAUACGGAAUAAAGAGUACUAUAGGAGCAAUCGACUGUACACAUGUUGCAAUUAUUGCUCCUGCGUCAAAUAAUAUUGAACGUCCCCUUGGCUUAUAUUUAAAUAGGAAGGGCUUCUACAGCAUUAAUGUCGAAGCGGUAUGUGAUCACCGUUUAUGCUUCACGUUUCUGAAUGCUAAAUUUCCGGGUGCGACACAUGACUCUGGAAUUUGGGCAACUUCUGACCUACGAGAGCAUCUCAUUCGUCAACACACCAAUGACUCUGUAGGGCACCGAAGGCAGUCGUGGCUGAUUGGUGACCAAGGUUACCCUUUAGAACCUUGGCUCUUAACACCGGUCGGAAAUCCUAGUACUUCUCAAGAGCGAAAGUAUAAUAAGCUACAUUGUACUGCCAGAAAUUGUGUUGAAAGAGCGUUCGGAGUUUUAAAAUCGCGUUUCAGAUGUUUGCUGAAGCACCGGGUUCUACAUUAUUCCCAUGAAACGUCCGCAUUAAUAAUAAGCAGUUGUGUUAUACUGCAUAAUAUAAUUACGAAAGCUGGUAUUACCAUGCACGCGGUGGACAACGAGGUUGAAGAAGACUCUGACCAUGUAGUUAAUUCCGGUGACUGUUUGCAGUAUACACGAGAAGGUGAAAGGAUAAGGGCAAGAUAUAUAUCUACACUUUAACACAUUAUUACACUAUACACUACAUUACUACUAACAAUAUGCAUAUAUACACUGCACAAUGACAUUACACAUUAACCUACUCCUGUUACAUUAUCCGUCUAUUAUUACACAAUAUAACGACUGCUAACAAUAUGUGUAUACACAAGUCAUAUGUAAACAGAAUAUCUAAACAGAAGCACACAUCACCGCACUUAAAAGUAACCCCUGCAUAGCCUGUGUCAGGCACAUGCUAAGCUGCUCGGUCUGAGUCACGACAUCUUCAGCUACAGAAUAACACAACCAGAUAUAAUUAUUAACAACAUUGUUUCAUUAGUUUAAUUCAUUAGUUUUAAUAAUUUAUUUUAAUAAAAACAAAGUCCAUUAACAUACAUACAUAUGGAUAUGUACAAACAAGAAAACAAACAAGAAAACUAAAUUUUGAAAAAUAAGGAAUUAAAAAAAAUAUAAAAUGAA
This is a messenger RNA of Bactrocera dorsalis (oriental fruit fly), 1899 nucleotides long. Its product is annotated as putative nuclease HARBI1. The record is from RefSeq and is a predicted model, not a curated record. The coding region runs from base 289 to 1446 and encodes 385 amino acids. Lineage: Eukaryota; Metazoa; Arthropoda; Insecta; Diptera; Tephritidae. The transcript has 2 exons.